AUGGACAUUAUUGCUGCGAAUCAGAAUCUUUCGACGCCGCAAAGGGCAGCUAGAGUUAAUUUAAAAUCUGAUUUUGAACUUCUUUCAGAUAAGAUGGACAUUUUUUGUGGUCAAAAAUCUAGGACUCAAUGGGAUAAAGACGGGGAUAGAAAUACAAAGUUUUUCCAUAGAAUCACUAAAGUGAGGAGAAGGAAAAAUAACAUUUCUAGUUUGAAAAUCAAUGGAAAUUUCACUGAAGACAAAUCUGAGAUUAAGGAGGGCAUCACUUCUUUCUUCAAAAAUUUGUUGAAACAAGACGUCAGACAAAGACCUAGCAUCGCUAACAUGGAGUUUAAUUCUAUCUCUGAUCUUGAAGCUCAUACGUUGGAAGCUCCUCUUACUGAAGAAGAGUGCAUUGCAGCUUUGAAGGCUCUUGGUCAGGACCGAGCUCCAGGUCCUGACGGAUUUCAAGUUAUGAUUAUAGGAAAAUGUUGGUCUUUUAUGCGUCAGGACAUCAUGGGUGUUGUUAGGGAUUUCAACAAAUGGGGCACCAUGAAUUGGAGACUCAAAACUACUCUUCUUUCUUUACUCCCAAAGAAGAAUGUGGUCGAAGAAAUUAAGGAUUUCAGACCAAUAAGUCUUAUGGGAAGUAUUUACAAGAUGAUCUCGAAAGUUCUAGCGGGGAAGUUAAAGCUGGUACAUCCCAAGAUUAUUUCCUGUCACCAAUCUGCCUUCAUCAAAGGUCGUCAGAUUCUGGAUUGUGCCUUAUUAGCAAAUGAAUGCAUGAAUUCAAGAAUUAAAAGUGGAACUCCAGGAAUCAUCGUCAAAGUAGAUUUCGAGAAGGCAUUCGAUCAUGUAUCUUGGGGUUUUCUCGAUGAGGUUUUAUCUAAGAUGGGUUUCGGCCGGAAAUGGAGAACUUGGAUUCAAGGGUGUAUCUCCAACAUUCCUAUUUCAGUUCUUAUCAAUGGCUCGCCGCACCAACAAUUCACUACAGGUCAUUUGCAAUUCGCAGAUGAUACUCUAGUGUUCCUUGAUGAAUCCAGAGAGCAGGUGGAUUUUUUAAGGCAUGACUACCUUCCGGCUAAUUAUCUGGGGCUUUCUCUGGGCGAUAGUGCUUUGGGUUUGAGAAAGUGGGACGCCUUAUUAGAGAAAGUCAAGGGCAGGUUACCUUCGUGGAUAAGAUCGGUCCUCAACAAGUCAGGUAAACUCACUUUGGUGAAAAGUGUAUUAUCAAGUAUUCCUGUGUACAUGUUCUCGUUAUUUACCGCUCCGGUAAGAGUUAUAAAUAAGCUCGAAAAAGUAAUGAGCGACUUCCUUUGGGAUAAGAGCGAUACUGUAAAGUGUUAUCACCCAGUGAAAUGGAAAAAGGUUCGCACCCCGCUUUCUAAAGGGGGUUUGGGCAUCAAAUCUUUGAGAAGUAUGAAUAAAGCUUUGAUUUGUAAAUGGUGGUGGCGUUUCAAUUCUGAAAAAAAGCUCUUUGGAGAAGAGGAAUGGUCUCCAAGUACGGUUCCGCGGGUUUUGAUAGGGAAACUAAAGCUCCAAAACAGGCGCAAGGGUGUGGAGUAUGGAAAAACAUUUACAAGCAUCUUCAGGUCUUCAAAUCAAGUUCCUCUAUCAAGGAAUACUUUAGUUUUCGAAAACAUUAACUUUAAUGUGACUGAGGUCAUUAAGCAGGUGAAGAUUCAAGCUUACUGCUGGGUUCGCAAUGAUGAAGUAAUGAAGGGUAUUAAUCUUGAUUCAAUCAUCACCAAUUGGAGUACUUUAGUUCUUAAUGUAAUUAUUGUGCCUGUCUUUUUGGGUUUUGUCGAGAGCUUGUUCCUUUUGCCUUUGUUGGGUUGUCAAUUUGUAGCUCUUGAGCUUGUUUUCCUACUCCUUAUAGGUCUUUAA
This is a messenger RNA of Papaver somniferum (opium poppy), 1866 nucleotides long. RefSeq lists its product as uncharacterized. The coding region runs from base 1 to 1866 and encodes 621 amino acids. The transcript has 4 exons. The record is from RefSeq and is a predicted model, not a curated record. Lineage: Eukaryota; Viridiplantae; Streptophyta; Magnoliopsida; Ranunculales; Papaveraceae.